This is a messenger RNA of Phymastichus coffea, 945 nucleotides long. Its product is annotated as protein lethal(2)essential for life-like. The transcript has 3 exons. The record is from RefSeq and is a predicted model, not a curated record. Gene Ontology annotation, molecular function: protein folding chaperone. Lineage: Eukaryota; Metazoa; Arthropoda; Insecta; Hymenoptera; Eulophidae. Bases 152 to 745 code for a protein of 197 amino acids. Gene Ontology annotation, biological process: protein refolding; response to heat.
GGCGUUCGGGUAUAAAUACAACCGUCGCGCGGUGCUUAGCAACAGUUGGAUUUUAGCAGUCGAAGUGACUACGUCUAAAGCUGUGAGCAACUUUGUCUUCUUUCUUUAAAAAGAAUUGGUGUAUUUGUGAAUUGAGUACAUCUGAAUAAUCAUGUCUCUUGUACCACUUUUGUUCUCUGACUGGUGGAAUGACCUGGAGCGCCCACAUCGUCUUGUUGACCAGAACUUUGGUCAUGGAUUAACUCAUGAUCAACUUAUUCCAUCUCACUUUUUGGAGUCCUAUGCUCAUCCUUCAUUACAUCCCUUGUGUAGACGCAAUCCAAUGACCUAUUACAGACCAUGGGGUGAACUCAUGCGUCAAAUGGAAGGUGGUGGCACUUCUACAGUCAAAGCUGACAAAGAUAAGUUUCAAGUGGUUCUUGAUGUCCAACAAUUCAAACCAGAAGAAAUCAAUGUGAAAGUUGUCGACAAGUAUGUUAUUGUUGAAGGUAAGCAUGAAGAAAAGCAGGAUGAACAUGGAUCCAUCUCUCGUCAUUUUGUUCGUAAAUAUCUGAUACCAGAACAAUGCAACCUCGAUCAAGUUACCUCUAGUCUUUCAUCUGAUGGUGUUCUUAGCAUUACUGCUCCUCGUAAAGAACAGUCUAAAACUACAAAUGAAAAGGUUGUGAAGAUUGAACAUACUGGUAAACCUGCUAUUAAGGAGUCUGUUGAGAAGAAGGUUGAGAAGAAAGAUGAUAAGAAAUAAAAAAAAAACAUUUCUAAAUAUUUUAAGUUAAGUUUGAGUCAUUACUUAAGUAUUUUUAAUUUAAACUCAUUUUCUCACCAAUGUUCCUUUUUAUUUCAUUCACUUCUGCUAAAUCGUUUAUCAAGACUGUACACUAAUGUUAAUUAAAACCUUGUAUUAGUCUUUGUAAUAAAAAAAAAUAAAAUUUCGUUGAACGAAAA